Messenger RNA from Pelmatolapia mariae (spotted tilapia), 11471 nucleotides. RefSeq names its product potassium voltage-gated channel, shaker-related subfamily, member 4 (gene kcna4). The transcript has 3 exons. Bases 782 to 2875 code for a protein of 697 amino acids. Gene Ontology annotation, cellular component: axon; membrane; voltage-gated potassium channel complex. NCBI's taxonomy places the organism in Eukaryota, Metazoa, Chordata, Actinopteri, Cichliformes, Cichlidae. Gene Ontology annotation, molecular function: potassium ion binding; delayed rectifier potassium channel activity; protein binding. Gene Ontology annotation, biological process: potassium ion transmembrane transport; protein homooligomerization. The record is from RefSeq and is a predicted model, not a curated record.
CCUCACCUAGCCUCUCCUUCCCCUGCUUCCUCCAUCAGAUUGGUUUGUGAAGAGGGGGGGCGGGGGAGGGGGGACUGAGGCGAUGUCGUUUUGGCCCCCUUUCAGAUCUCCUGAGAGCGUCAGAUGAAUAAAGUCAUUCAGAUUCACCGGAGCUGUAUAAAAUAACAACGGAGAUCUCUCUUCCUCUCUCUCUCUUUUUUAAACUCGUCCUAAAAUGGCAACCAUGAGUGACCAGGGAGGAUCAAAAGACGCAUUCGGGCGCAAGCCCGCCUCGCGGAGAAAUUAACCACCUGAUGGGCACCGGAGGAAACGAGGAGAGACUGUUUAGGUGUCGCUUGUUGACUUGGUGAUUUACAAUGCUGAGCAAAUAAGGGGCGCUGCAAGUUUGACCGAGCGUCUGCGUAACAGGCUAUGCCACCGGCCUUUACAUCUGAUCUUUUUCCUUCUUUCUUCUUCUUCUUCUUCUUCUUUUUUUUUUUGGAUAUGGUAAUGAUGUCAUGAAAUACCGGAGGAGGGGGGGGGCUGUACCUAAACUGGAAGAGAUGGCAAUCAGUAUCAUGUAAGUAGGAUACAUGGGAUUCGCUCAGCAUGGACCCAUUUGAGGUGUGUUUGCUAUUCUGACUUUCUCGCAUUCACGACUGAUUGGUCGAGAGGCUUCAUGCCUCAUUUUGUCUCCCUGCGCGCGCUGAGCUGCAACUUUUGUCCUCUGGUCUGCGUCCACAUCACAGCGCGCGAGCGCUUACUGUAAGCGUCCGCGGACCGAAGCGCUCACUGACUUAAAAUGGAGUUUGCUAUGGUGGGCGCGGACGGUGGGUGCAACAGCCACCUGCCUUACGGAUAUGCCCAGGCUCGCGCGCGGGAGAGGGAGCGCGAGAGGGAGCGCCAGGCUGCCCACACCAGAGCGGCGGCCGCAGCGGCUGCUGCCGAAGGUGGAACGUGCACGGAGGGAGGUGGAGGAGGAGGAGGUAGCUGCGGUGGCGUCGGGGGGUCCACCUCCAACACCUCCUCGAGCGCUCAUCCCCUUAACAACCGCCAGCAUCAGUCUCGCGCCGCCUCCUCCGCGAACGCCAACAUCAGCAGCGGCGGUACCGCCUCGCGCCCCUCCUCCUCCUCCUUCACCUCCACCACCACCUCCACCUCCUCCUCGCAGCAGAACCAGCAGGAGCCCGAGCAGCAGCAGAGAUUUGUCCGAGAGCGGAAAAAGCAGCGCGGCGUCGGACGCUGGAGACGGAACCGGGGCACUCUCGGUGGGGACCUGCGCCACUCCGAGCUGGCUCUGCUCGGAUCCGAGGAGGACAUCAUGAUAGAGGAGGAAGAGGCCGAAGGAGCCGAGGAAGAGGAGGAGGAGGGGGAGGGGGGCGGGGGCGACCGGGGGAGCAAAAGGUCGAGUUUUUUGUGCAACAUGGAUGAUGAGGAGGAGACCGUGUCGAUCACCGACAGGCGGCCCCAGUCCGGAUACGAAAACGUUUACAGCGAGUGCGGCUGCUGCGAGAGAGUUGUCAUCAACGUGUCGGGUCUGAAGUUUGAAACUCAGCUCAAGACGCUCACUCAGUUCCCGGACACGCUCCUGGGAGAUCCGGACAAGAGGAUCAGGUACUUCGACCCGCUGAGGAACGAAUACUUCUUCGACCGGAACCGACCGAGUUUUGACGCCAUUCUUUACUACUACCAGUCAGGCGGGCGCUUAAAAAGACCAGUCAACGUCCCAUUUGACAUAUUUUCCGAGGAGGUCAAGUUUUAUGAACUCGGGGAGGAGGCGAUACUAAAGUUUCGGGAGGAUGAGGGCUUCGUCAAAGAGGAGGAGAAACCUCUGCCGGAGGAUGAGUUCAAGCGCCAGAUUUGGCUGCUCUUUGAGUAUCCGGAGAGCUCGAGCCCUGCCAGGGGGAUCGCGGUCGUGUCCGUCCUUGUUAUUGUCAUUUCUAUUGUGAUUUUCUGCCUGGAGACGCUGCCGGAGUUCAGGGAUGACAAAGAGUAUCUACAGCCACGAAACAACUCCUCUCAACCCGAUCACGGAUUUACUCCUUUUAACGACCCGUUUUUCGUCGUGGAAACGGUCUGCAUCAUCUGGUUCUCGUUUGAGAUUAUAGUUCGCUUCUUUGCCAGUCCGAGCAAAGCUCACUUCUUUAAAAACAUUAUGAACUCCAUAGACAUUGUUUCCAUUUUGCCUUAUUUCAUUACUCUCGGCACGGACCUGGCGCAGCAUCAGGGCAACGGACAGCACGCGAUGAGUUUCGCCAUCCUGAGAAUAAUCCGCCUCGUCAGGGUGUUUCGCAUCUUCAAGCUGUCCAGGCACUCUAAGGGGCUGCAGAUCCUGGGUCACACCCUGCGCGCCAGCAUGAGGGAGCUGGCCCUCCUCAUUUUCUUCCUGGUCAUAGGUGUCAUCCUGUUCUCCAGCGCGGUGUACUUCGCCGAGGCGGAUGAACCCACCUCGCAGUUUACGAGCAUCCCGGACGCGUUUUGGUGGGCUGUAGUGACCAUGACCACAGUGGGUUACGGAGACAUGAAGCCCAUCACUGUGGGUGGGAAGAUAGUGGGCUCCCUCUGCGCGAUCGCGGGCGUGUUAACCAUUGCGCUCCCGGUCCCGGUCAUAGUGUCCAACUUCAACUACUUUUAUCACAGGGAGACCGAUAACGAGGACCAGUCGCCGGUGGUGGAGAGCAUGCCCCCGGGCUGCCCGUACUUCCCUGACUUUCUAAGAAAAUUCAAAGGCUCGCCCUCUGGCUCCUCGCUCGGUGACAAAGCGGAGUAUAUGGAAAUGGAGGAGGGGGUGACGGAGUCGCUUUGCGGGCUGGACAAGAGCCCAAGUAAAGGAAACGGCACAGACAUAAGCAGAAAAAACAGUACUAACUCAAAAUCCAUUCAGACUGACGUGUGAUUACAAUUAGAGUUUAUUAUUAUUAAUUAUUUUUCCUGAAGAAGAAGAACACGCCCUAUAAAGAUAAUUUUGAACAUCAUUUCUGCCCAACAGCAGGUGACCCCCUCCCGCCCUCACUUCCCCAACACAAGUUUGAAACACGCCUCUCACACACACACACACACACACACACACACACACACACACACACACACAUGUCUGGUUUGCUAUCCUCGUGGGGACAUCCCAUUGACAUAAUGCUUUCCCUAGCCCCUUACCCUAACCCUAACCAUUAAAAAUGAAUGCCUAACCCUAACCCUUACCCUAAACCUAACCAUAACCUAAUUGUAACCCUGACAGUAAAACCGCAUUUUGAGUGUGAAAAUUGCUUUCAACCCCGAGGGGACCUGGAUUUUGGUCCCCACGGUGCAGAAAGUCCCCACCAGGAUAGUAAAAGUCAGAUUUUGGUCCCCACCAGGAUAGUACGAACCCGUACACACACACACACACACACACACACACACACACACAUUCAUGCCACUGAUUGGCAGGUUGUGAUGCUUCAUCUCUCUCUUUCUCCUGUUUUUAACCAUCGCGCACUUCUCUAACAGCAGCCUUUCCCCCAAACCAUCUUCACCACACACCAGUCUAUUUGUUCAUCUAAGCUGUGCGGGCUUCCAAAUCUGACAUCAAAUUGAAAUUCUAGUAAAGACAGGCUAUGCAUUCGCACUUUAUGAGUUUCAUCUGUCAAUAACAGAGAGGUAUAGGGAUGAUCGUUUUUGCUGUUAUGCAAUAAAGUUCAAAAUCUGUUUGCACUAAUGUAGAUUUUUUUUUUGCGCUGGGUUUUGGCAGAUUUGUAUUCAGAGACAGAAGCUGUAGGCCAUGAAAGUGGCGCGUAUUUAGUAAUCCUCUGACCACUUCGCUAAAGAAUGUUUGAACAACUUCCUCACAGAGAGCAGACUAAGGAUAUUAAUAAUCCCCUUUAUAUGCUGCCAGUAAAACUAAAGAAAAAAGAAAAAAUUGGAAACGAAAAUACGGAUAAGUCUUUUGUAACUGUUCCAGUAUUUAACAUUAAAGAAAAGCUAACUGAUAAGACAGCAUUUAGUAAACCAGGGCUACAGUUAUUUCUAUGACACCUACACAACUAUGUUUUUCCACAACAGGCCAAAAGAAAAAAAAGCCUUGUAUUGCUGACCCACUGCGAGAGCUAAGCACAGGAAUCAUCAGUUUAUAAAAUGGCUGGAGAAAUGACUCGCCCCAGGUUUUGUAUGGACAUGCUUGUUGGAACCUCGGCGACAGCAGUUUCCCCCAGUUUCAUUUAAACCACCUCAAAAUGACAAUAUCCCUUUACAAGGAGGCAGAUGGAAAGUUAAAGCAAAAAUGACUCAUCGUGGAAACUCAUUGGAAGGGAGCUUGCGAGCAAUUUUCUCUCCUGUCUGCUGGACUUCGUGCACAAUUCCUUUCCCCCCCACCCCGCCUCACCCACCCAAGAGGACUGCGAUUAUCUGCGAGCUCGGAGGAUCGUCAUGAUGUGGAUGUCUUCCAAGCGCUGCCAGUUACAGGGAGAGGGAGUAUCCCCGCACCCCGCCCGCAUCUCUGGAAAUCACAGAGAACAAGCAAAACGUUGUGACCGGUCAUCUUGAGCACAAGCGGACACUGAAAAGCAACAACCGGAUGACACUUGGCGUUUGGACAAUUGGAGGAGAGAGCUGCUGUAUGGUAUCAGUAAACAAACCCUCGAAGGCUGAGACUGGAGUUAGCGUAUGAGUGAGUCGCGGCCCAAAAUGAUUGCCUUAAUUACUACACAUAUAAAGAUGUAUGAAGUGAAGAUAACUAAGAAGACUUGUUAAAAAAACAGAUGUUUUAUUUACAUGUGAAAAAAGUGUCUUGUAAGGAACAGAUGUGAAUAUUUUAAUAUGAUAGAGAUAAUGUUUGGUCAUAACGUCGACAUGUUUUAGUUGGGUCGGCUUCGUAGGUGUCAUAGGUUACUAAAUGGUGAGUUUGCUCUCUGCUUCUGUGCGGCCAGCAGUAUGACUUUUUUUAAAAAAAAAGAAAUCUCGUUUCAUAUUGUCAACCAAACAAGGCUGGCCUGAGUUGCUCGCUUAUCUGCUGGCAAAAAAAAAUUAAAUAACGAUCUGCGACACAUUGUGUCAUAACACAUGGAAAUCCUCGUUCGGAAAGUGUAUAGGGUUGGGAGAGAAAUACGAGACAUAUAUUGACUGGCUCAAUGCAACACACUGAAAUACAUCAGAAGAUUAUCCUCUUACAUUAAGAUCCACUUACACUAAAGCAAAGAUGUCAGGCACAUAAACACCCAUCAUAAAUAUCAGCCACACUCACUUUCUAUCACAGCAGACGAAACUCGCCGGGCUCUCACUGCUCGAGAAUCACUGACGUAAAGACGAAAUACCUUACGUUUUUUUUCUCCGAUGCAAAUUUAGAGCUGACCAGCUGCUUUGUUGAUAUGUUUUCACUUUGAAUUUACCUGUAUGCAAAAGUAACAUGGACGUGUGUUCUAUAUUUUUUUAAACCUAGCCUUGAUAAUUACAUUAACCAAAGGUGAAACCCUGAAUUUACUGUAUGUUGUGGACUUCUGGAAAAUGUUGUGACAUAGAUGCACACUGAAUAGGAAAAAAAAUGUAAAUACCAGACGUUUCUACUUGUGUGUCCUAAGAUGUGUUUCGCAGAUAGAGUAAUUUGAGACUUUUCACUUUCUUUGACUGUUAUGACCAUCCACCAUAAUCCUCUGUGUUCAGUUUGUCCGUUUCACUUUCUUCAUAUUGUUGCGAAUGCUGCUCCAACAUUCUUCAGUGUACUUCUUUAUUUCAUUUGUUCCUUUUUCUUCUUUUGUCUUUUUAACAAAACUCCCAUUGAAAAUCCACUUACCUAUUUAUUUGGCAUAUUGAGACAUGAGGUUACUGAUGUCAUUUGUGCAACUUUGUGAGAGGGGCGCUGGCAUUUGUUACCGCUCUUAGAUCUGCAAAGUUGCCUGUGAAUACAAUGAUUAGAAAUGUCCACUGACAUGCCAGUAGUAGUAAAUCAUAUCACAUACAUACAUAUAUAAAUAUAUUUUAAUGAAGACAUUGUUUUCCUUUAAAAAGCACCCUUUACAUACUCUAUUUGCUUUAAUGGCACAUGGAAGCUUGUGUCCUUCAUCUUAUCUUCCAAGUUCUCAUGUGUGCUCUUUUUCUGAAAAUCCAUAUCUGUAAUUACCUCAAUAUAGUGACCCUUACGAAAGAUGUUUACUGAAUGUUCCAAAUAUUUCCUUGGUGUCAAAUUCUUUUCUUCUUCUUCUUUUUUUAAAAAUCACCCUAUAGCCACAAUAUUUUAAAAACAGAUGUCAGUGGUUGAUUUGGGGUACUCUUUAUAGAAAAGAUGUGUUUUUUUCGUCAGUUUACUUUAUCAUUGUGAAGAGGGAUACCAGCAGUUUAACCAAGAACACCAGUGCACAGUAGCAGAGGUUAGGGACUGUCACUUUGAAAAGUUGCAUAACAACAAAUGUGUGAAAGAAAGGAGGGGAAAAAGGUGAUCCAAAAGGAGCAAUCACACAUCCAAUUGUAGCUAAGGAUGCACACACACACACAUAUAAAUAUGUGAUGCAGCAUGUGACAGCAAACUGGUUUCAUUUAUCUACCUUUUAUGACGAGAUUGUAAUUUGAAGAUGUCAGACUGUGCGUUGGAGUUACUGCAAUAUAGUAAGAAUGAAAAUUAAUAGUCACUUGUAGGACAUUUGUUAACUUCUGAUAAAAUCUGUGCUAGCAUCAUGCAAAACCAUUGAUCACUGUAGGCUAACGAUGUGAAAGUCACACCCUUGGGCAUUGUGUCUGCGCUGAGCAGGGGGUUUCGCGUCAUGGCUAAAACGUUGGCUGGACGAGGUGUUUAUUUGCAGUUUAUGCAUCAGAAACUGUUAAACUGUAUUUUUGGGGGCAUAGUUUUAAGAAGCAUUUGCAAGCAGUGACGCUACAAUAAAUAUUUGAAAUAUUCGUGAAGUCCAGUUGUUCUUCAUUGCGUCGUUGCUGGGAUUCAUGGUCUGUAUCUUUGACCGGCUUUUUGCAUGCUGCAUCACAUAUACGUCCAAUAUUAGUGUGUGCCGAUUGUUAUUGCCAACUGAUAUUGACAGAAACAUGAUUUUCUGUGACGUAAAUUGAUUAUUUUUUGCUGGAUAAAUGUUCAGCGGUAGUGUCAUGAAGGGCGGAAACGCUUUAAAACAAUAUUCUUCUUCACUUUUGCACAGCAGAGGAAUAAAUGAAAAAAAUCAUAUCAGCACCUCCUAUCAUCUAUCAGCUAAAGUUGUUGUUUUAAACACUGCUGUUAGCCCAGAUACAGUCAGCGCAUUGUUUCUUUUAGCUACAAUUUGCAUGUUUCUUUAAAAAUCACGUUAACGUAAAACUGAAAAAAAAAUGUUUACAAAUAUAGAAAUUAUUAAGGGAAAUUAAAAUGUUUAUGAAACAAUAUAACAAAUGAUCUGGCUAUUUAGCACACAGGCACAAAGCUUUAGAGCUAUCACAUUUUUAUUUGAUAAUUAAAACAACAAUUCAUUAUACGCAGAGUUUAAGCUAAAACCGGCUCCUAGGUACUUAUCAACUGUACAGACAGUCUGUCUGUCCCCAGCAAGAAGGAUGAAAAACUUAUUACCCAAAAAUGUUGAGCUAUUUCUUUCACAGGUAGAUUAAAUCAAAAGUGUGACUGAUGUCCAAAAAUAUAUUUUCAGAAGUAAUUUCAUUACACUGAUCUUGUCAGAUUAUGUGCCUGAAGCACAAGAUGUUCCAAACCCAGAGAGGCCCAGGGACCGUCAGGAGGGGCCAGCACAAGCAUUUGAAGCUGAACAUUAGCUCACGGGGUGUUCAGAUAUCUGAGACGCAGCUAUCCCAGAUACUAUCGCACCAACUGCCAGUGAUGACCGGAAGCUGUAUGACACUGAUAUAUUUAUGAGGGACAAAUUAAUUAGCUACAGCUUGGUGUUACCACAAAAGCCAAAGAGUAAUAUUCCCACAGGUUAGUAGACAGAAAAAGAACAUGAUCAGCCUGUCAAUUGAUCCUGCAGGCCACCGCAUUCAAUCAAGCAGAGCAAAUAAGCACCAAAGGAGGCUGAAGGAAAUCUGGGCACUCUGUAACCCAUUUCCUCAAUCUAUGAAUUCAAAUAAUUUAUUUGGUUAGACUUGACAAUUGUGUCAAGCUGCACUGAUGCACAGCACUGAGUUAUAUAUGCUCUAAAAUAAAUGCUCAGAAGAAAAAUGUCACAUACAAAGACAGAAGAUUACCAAGGCGGAAUUUCAGCCUUUGAAGCAGAAAAUCAUGGACGUGUACACUAAACAGAAAGGUCCUCAGAUUAUCCAGCUUCAUCACCCAGGUCCUGUCGCGAGCAAACAGCAGCAUCACUUCUUUAAAUUUUGCACUGCUAGGCAUUCCUAAGGACGCUAAAGUGACCUGCGGUAAUAACUGCAGUGAUAAUUUGUUGUGAUUCAGCGCAGCAAAUGAGCAGAUUUUACAAAGCUGCUGGGGAGGUUACCAACAGUCUGUGUGGGGACAUUAGAUAACACACAGGACGAGGUGAGAGGAGAACAUUUUAAUUACGAUCGCCUCGGAGCUAGAAAACUCACCAGGGCUACAUGUAAAACAUUUCUGAAUGCCAGAGAGAGUAGCUCACACAACUGCUGACCAGAGUCGCUCAGAUCAGUUUUGAACUCAACACAUCAAACAAAAGAACUAGAGUCAAACAAAAGAAAACUCUUGUUGGGACUGAGUUUUAGAUUAAUAAGACCUCUUACGUAAGCGCCCACAUUGUGAGAAAGUGCUUUUCUGUCGAAGCUCACGUAUUUCUGAGGCCUAAACACCUGCGAGACUCUUCCGUCUCUGUGCAACCGAGCAAGAUUAAGUUUUAAGAUGAAUGCCUCCUUUAAUCAAUAACAAAGGAUUUACUCACUGAAAGAAAUCACCGAUUGGUUUCUAAAGCCAACACAAACAAGACGGUUCAGAUUUAGCAGAGAAAAAAAUUUCUUAUGGUUUUUCAGUGUUGAUAUGAUUGAUCCAAAACCAUCGAAAUUACAUCCUCAUGUUCAGCCAGCCUUUGAAUUUAGUCCAGGUUUCAGUUUCUUCAUACAUUUGGGCUCCACAACGACAGAGCAUUUCACAGAGCAUCACAGUUAUUCCCCCCCCCCCAAAAAAAAAACCCAACCCGAAAACCAAGACCCUGCUCAGUGAAACAAAAAUGUCAGUUUUGCCUUUAAGACUGAAUUUACUCUUCAUACACUGAAUUUGGUUCAAAUUUAAAACCCUCUUUUUGUCUCCAAAUAUCUUGAAAGGACAAACCGACUGAGCCUGAUAUCUUCACAUUGCACCCGGAAAGCACUGCAGAUGCUUCCACGCGGCUCGGUUUGGAUAUUACGUCCCGCCGACACAUACUGUACAUAAAUAAAAGCGCCGCAUUAUUAUGAGGAUAAAAGCCCGAGUGUUUAUUGUAAUAUCCACAGCGUUAGAUAACGGCAGAAACUCGUUUUAUGUCUUAAUCUCCUUAUAAACAAGGUGCCCUGUGAGGAGCGCUGCAGAACUGUUGAGCGGUGACGCAGUUUGCUUUUGCUGUGAAGUGUUUUCGUGCUGCAAAUUCAAUGAACGCAGUGUUUACCUGCGUCCAUAUAUUUAGAAACCGGUCUGAGAUAUGAGACAAAUAAAACAAAAAAAGCUUAAUCUGUUUGUGUCUGUUGGAAAUACAGCUAAUGUAAGCACAAAGGUCAGAUUACUGGGUUUACAGCGAGGAUGACCACAUGACCACGAAGCACUUUUAGUAGUUAAUACAGAAGCAACUAUAACUGGUCAUACGUGUAACUCUACCACAAACCAGUGAUAUCCUUGCUGGGUUUCUCAAGACAGAGAUUACAGGGCUCAACCAUCUUUCAUCAAAGUACAAGACAUAUGACUUUUUUUAUUAAGUGUGGACUUAUCUCUUCGGUUGUUGAUGGAAAACAGGUUCUAGCUUAUCCAAAUUCAGGCCAUGAUGCUUUUAUCAUAUCCCAAAAUGUCUGACUGAGGGUCUGAGUUCUUCUGGAUUCUGAGGGAAAUUGCACCAGUUAACAAAUUGGCAGUAAUGAAAUGGCAGGACGAAUGACUAAAUAGUUGCAGCCCUAAUGGAAAACAAGACAAAUUUUUUGGAACAUUGUGUAAUUUCCCCCCUCGCUCUGUGAUAAAUGCUCUGUGUGUUGUGUCUCAGUAAAACGCAUUCGAACACGUGAAAUUAGACAAAACACAAGCAAACAAACUAAAUGUUUCCACCAAUUCCGCAACACGUUUGCAACAUUUAGACAAAACCGAAAAUGGGAAAAUUGCCGUCAUCGACAGGUUCGGCAGUAAAUGUGCUGCAAAUGCAGAAAACACACUCUGAUGCAAAGCGCCCGCUUCUUUAUUCGGCCGUUGUCUAUAUUCCCAGCACGUUCUGUCCAGUUGCAGGUGCGCACUGAAUGUGGUGAAGAUGAUUGCUUCAUUUAAUUGUGUUUCGUCUAUUUGCAUGUUUUGGUUAAUUACGGAGCGUUAGCUUCUCUGGGCCUGCUGUAAUCCUCGCAUCCUAAGUAUGAUUUAAAAGCCCGCAGACGGUCAUAAAGAUGAAACGUGCUGUUUUUCGGGACGCGCCGAGCACAGAAAGAUAAUUAGUAUGUGUCCUUUUACCUACAGUAUGCAGACCAAUUACUGUAGCCAAUAAUUUUGUCAUGAACAGACUGCAUGUGGGGCCCUGCACAAUUUCCUCCCCAAAGCAAACCUUCAAAUUUACAGGUCAAGAAACAGUGAGCAUGUGUGAAUAUCACUUUCAAGCAAACGGGCCUCUUUAUGCACAACAUUUCUAAUUUAGCACUUUGCAACUGGGUCAGAAACUCUUAACCCUGUGAAACCGACGUGACAGUUGUUUCUGAUCAUUACUCCAGGAGAGAAUUUGACAGGACAGAGACGGGGUUCAAAACCAGGAUAAUCAGGCGUCUAUGCAAGCUGGUGCAGAUUGGUCAGCUACAAGUAACGGCGGUCACAAUCCAGCAUAUCUACUAUUAGUCUCGAUGAUUCUCACGAUCGCCUCACUUGCAGUGAAAAUGCUGUCUACGUGCAGCCACGAGAGGUGUUUCUACAUGCUUGCUGCUCUGCUGCUGCAGUGUGAUGAUGACAAUGAUGGCGAUUCUGUUUUUUGUUUAGCGGGUUGAGUUUACAAAGGAGGGAUAAUCAUCAUUGAUCAGUGCAGAGAAACUGGCAGUAGUUAUUCAUGAAUAUGUAAAAUAUUUCUACAGUUCAGGUGUUGAGAAAUAUCCAUGUGAGUUUUGGCCAGCCUUGCUUUUAUUCUGCAUGAUGCUUUGUUUUGAGAAAUAUGCAUCCUAAUCCAAGGUAUGUUUGUAUUCCUUUCCCGAGGGUGCGCCUCUCUUUCUCCUUCACACUCUCUCUCUCUCUCUCUCUGUAUCUUUGGAGCUUGUCACUUUCUGACCUUAAUUGUCCUGUUUUGUUUUCUUCUUUGUUUUAUUUAUGAUUUUUUUUUUGUUUGUUUAGUUUUUUGGGGGGUAAGCCUUCCAACUUCUGGAUUUUCUACAUUCAUAACAUUUUGUAGACAGCAAUAUGAGAUGUGAUUGAAAUGGAAUAUGUGCAAUGUUGA